Molecule: messenger RNA, 1275 nt
Organism: Diceros bicornis minor
Lineage: Eukaryota; Metazoa; Chordata; Mammalia; Perissodactyla; Rhinocerotidae
Gene: CIDEB
Product: cell death inducing DFFA like effector b
Exons: 5
Coding region: 168-833 (221 amino acids)
Biological process (GO): regulation of apoptotic process; apoptotic process
Source: RefSeq, a predicted model, not a curated record
CCAGGCCAGGGGGUCCAGAGUCCAGGCUUGACUCAUCCCCCACCUCACUGGGACUGGGAUCUCAGCUCUGUAACAGAAAACACCAGUACUUGAGCCCCAGCCCAGCAGAGAACCACCCAGCCCAGCACUCAAGGGAAGAGGCAGCUGUCCUGUGCCUUCCCGCCACCAUGGAGUACCUCUCUGCCCUGAACCCCAGCGGCCUGCUCAGGUCAGUAUCCAGUGUGAGCUCCGAGUUUGGCCGUAGGGUCUGGACCUCAGCUCCACCACCCCAGCGACCUUUCCGUGUCUGUGAUCACAAGCGGACCAGCCGGAAAGGUCUGACAGCUGCCACCCGCCAGGAACUCCUAGACAAGGCAUUGGAGACCCUGCUGCUGAGCGGAGUGCUGAUACUUGUGCUAGAGGAGGACGGGACCGCCGUGGAGAGUGAGGACUUCUUCCAGCUGUUGGAGGAUGACACGUGCCUGAUGGUGCUGGAGUCUGGGCAGAGCUGGAGCCCCAGCAGGAGCGGGAUGCUGUCAUAUGGGCUGGGACGGGAGAAGCCCAAGCACAGCAAGGACAUCGCCCGCAUCACCUUCGACGUAUACAAGCAAAACCCUCGAGACCUAUUGGGCAGCCUGAACAUCAAAGCCACAUUCUACGGGCUCUACUCCAUGAGUUGUGACAUACAAGGACUUGGCCCAAAGAAAGUACUCAGGGAGCUCCUCCGAUGGAUCUCCACUCUGCUGCAAGGCCUGGGCCAUAUAUUGCUGGGAAUUUCCUCUACCCUUCGACAUGCAGUGGAAGGGGCUGAGCAGUGGCAGUUGCAGCGGCAGGGUCGCCUCCAUCCCUACUGAGAAGGGGCUCUGAGCUUCUGCCCCUACUGAUUCCAAGAGACAGAGUGUAAGGACUGUCACAACAUCAAGUCUGGGGACCAGCAGACAGUGCAGACCAGAUAACUUACCUGAUUUUCCCACUGUCCUCUGACCUCACCGUGACAGGCCCCAUCAGCAUAAUGCCUUACACCCCUAGCCUAUGCCCAUUCCUGAAGAAUGCUGUCCCUUCCUAGCCAUCUCUCCAGCUCCCACUUACCCGGAAAGGCCACAAGCCUGGCCCCAGGCAUCCUGACCGCACCCUGAUUGCUGGUACAUCUAGAUGUCCUUACAACUCUUCCUGUCCCUAAGCUCCCCAGUGCAGGGGACAGCCCUCUCUGACUUUACCUUGACAUCUCCAUUUCUUCAUACCCUUCCCCCAAAAAUAACAAAGACAUUUCCAAUAAAAAUAUAAAAAUGUUUACCA